Molecule: messenger RNA, 693 nt
Organism: Mizuhopecten yessoensis (Yesso scallop)
Lineage: Eukaryota; Metazoa; Mollusca; Bivalvia; Pectinida; Pectinidae
Product: glutathione S-transferase A-like
Exons: 6
Coding region: 1-693 (230 amino acids)
Cellular component (GO): cytoplasm
Molecular function (GO): glutathione transferase activity; glutathione binding
Source: RefSeq, a predicted model, not a curated record
AUGGGCAAGGAGGACAUGCAGCUGUUUUGGGGGUCAGGAAGUGGACCCUGCUGGCGAGCAAUGAUUGCUCUGGAAGAAAAGGGAUUCGGAGACAUAGAAAAAACACACAUUAACUUCUCUGAAAAGGGUCAUAAAGGCCCCGACGUUAUGGCUUUAAAUCCAAGGGGUCAGAUUCCAACAUUCAAAGAUGGUGAUAUUGUCGUAAACGAGUCCAUGGCCAUAUGUCUUUAUCUAGAGCAAGCGUACCCUAAUAAUGGCAACAAACUUCUACCAACUGAAACAAAGGACUACGCCAAAGUGUUACAAAUGGCCAUAGAGGCGGAGAUGAACCUCCAUAUGAAGAUUAUAGUUAAUUGCGUAAACUAUCAUCGGAUAACUCCAGUCGACAGGCGAGAUGAGAAAACGGUCAAAAGUAACAUAAAAGCUGCAAAAGAAGAACUUGCAAUAUGGGAGCAACGAGUGAGCAAGUCAAACAGUGAUUAUGUUUGUGGAAUCAGUUUCACUCUAGUCGAUGUGGUACUCUUUACCUAUAUGGCCGGUUUGGUGCGCAUGGGCAGUACCCUCAGCGAUUUUCCGGCGCUCAAAGCUUACUACGAAAAGUUGUGCAAACGAAACAGCAUUGCGAAAUCAUGGCCGCCACAUUGGAAAGAUGGAGAAAUGGAACUCGAUAAAAAGUGCCUUACUGACAUUUGA